This is a messenger RNA of Nymphalis io (European peacock), 1996 nucleotides long. RefSeq names its product facilitated trehalose transporter Tret1-like. Gene Ontology annotation, cellular component: membrane. The record is from RefSeq and is a predicted model, not a curated record. Gene Ontology annotation, biological process: transmembrane transport. NCBI's taxonomy places the organism in Eukaryota, Metazoa, Arthropoda, Insecta, Lepidoptera, Nymphalidae. Gene Ontology annotation, molecular function: transmembrane transporter activity. Bases 130 to 1560 code for a protein of 476 amino acids. The transcript has 7 exons.
CACGGGACAAGGCGCGCGUUCCCGCAUAAUUUUUAAACAGACUAUUUAAAGCAUACCCAUUUUUUUUUUUUAGUUAUAAGUAACUCGUGAAGUUUAACAUAUUUCGGCUGUGAUAAAAAAUAAAUAAAAAUGUUGAAAUAUACAGUGAGAAAGUAUUGUUCCGAAGGAAGCAAACUUAAUCAAGUAAUGGUGGCACUUUUGAUGGUGCUGCCCGUAUUUUCCUAUGGAAUGGGAAUAGGCUGGUUAUCACCAAUGGGAGCACGGCUUAUGUCUGAAGAUUCACCCGCAGCGGAAGCGGUACAUCCCGAUGUUAUAUCUUGGAUGGCGUCCGUCCCCUACCUCGUCGGUACACCGGCAGUAUUUCUCUUCGGAUAUAUAGUGGACAAUUAUGGAAGAAAAAAGGCACUCAUGUUGACUUCAUUGUCGAUGGCUGUAGCCUGGGGAUUGAAAUUGUAUUCGACCGAAAACUGGACCUUGAUAUCAGCUCGAGCUGUCAUCGGCCUUGGAGUCAGUGGUUCCUAUGUGGUAACUCCUCUAUACAUAAAGGAGAUCAGUGACGAUUGCAUCAGAGGCACAUUGGGGAGUCUUGUAGUUCUAUCACAGAAUUUGGGCAAUCUCCUAGUAUACAUUAUCGGAGAGUAUCUGUGCUAUCACGCGACACUAUGGAUCUGCUUAGCGGUACCAUUGAUACAUUUACUAGUAUUCCCAACGAUGCCAGAGACGCCGUCGUAUUUAUUAAAAAGCGGUAAAAUUGAGGAAGCUCGCUCAGUAUUAGCCUGGUUGCGCUGCAGGCAGACCACCGAUGCUGUGGUGGAUAGCGAAUUACAGACAUUACUCUUGGAGCUAGAACAGAGCAAUUCUGGAAAGUUCUUUCCAACAUUAAAAACAUUAGUGUCUGACCGCAGCACAUUCCGCGCGUUCCGUAUAACUUUAACGAUAACACUGGCGAGGGAGUUGUGCGGUUGCCUGGCAGUGCUGCACUUCGCUUCGCUGAUCUUCAGCAAGGCUGGCGGCGGCUGGGUGCUGUCGGCUAAUGAACAAGCAAUGGUGUUAGGCGCGGUCCAACUUGUCGGAUCUUGCACUGCGUCCAGUUUGGUCGAAAGGACAGGACGGAAGCCGUUGCUGGGUACGACAUGCGCGGUGUCGGGCGUGGCGUUGGCGGCCCUGGGCGCGUGGUUCGCGAUGAGUAACGGCGAGCACGCGUGGCUGCCGGUGCUGGCUCUGUGUCUGUGCAUCUACUGCGACGCCGCUGGCCUGCAACCCGUGCCCUUCGUUAUAAUGACCGAGAUGUUUUCUUUCCAGUACCGCGGCACGGUCACGUCUAUUGUCAUAGCAUUCGCGUGUGCUCUGGUCUCAGUACAACUACGAGUCUUCCAGCCUCUGGCUGCAGAAGUUGGAUUAUAUCUAGUGUUUUGGAUCUUCUCGGCGGUAUGUCUCGUCAGCACGGCCUACAUCAUCUUCUACGUUCCAGAGACCAAGAGGAGAUCUAUAGAAGAGAUUUAUGCAGAGCUCGGUGGAAAAAAAGAAAAAGACGUAGAGGCUGACGUUACAAGGCUUUAAGCUGUAGGUAAUAUUAGGAACGGAUUUCCUUUUAAAUAACUUGUCAAUGCUUUGACUAAAGGCUUAUCUUAAAUGCCUAUUAAUUUGCGAGUUGUAUAGUCAUUGUCGUAGUAGAAAUAUGUUUAAUUAAUGUUCUUUUCGUUUUAAAUGAAGAUAAAUGUCAUUAAUAUGCGUUUUUUACGCUAUGAUUUUAAACGAUAUUUUAUCUAUUUAUUACUCUGUUGUCUGUGGUGUUAACUUUCUUGGCUUUAAUCAGUUUUUAAUGUUAGUAUAUAUUUAUAUAUCUUCAGAUAUAUAUUAUCUACAUAAGCGAAAGUAAAGUCCGGCCGCUGUGAGAAUGCUUUCCUGUCAUUUCCGUGAUCGAAUUAACGAUAUAACUGAAGGGGCGUAGAAUUUACAUUAAAUAAUAAUCAUUAUCGUUUAUUUGCCAUAUCUA